AUGAAUUAACAAUAUCUCCAAGUCCCCAUGGCACAAAGUAGAUAGUCAUUCACUAAUGAUAAGUACUAAACUACUUCAGGAGUGGUUUCGAGUGCUGAAAAGUAAAUCUUAAAUUUUACAUUAGACGUGUGAUUGAGAUCAAUUAGAGUACAAGAAAGAGUCUCAUGUUCGAAGACAAGUAAAUAACUCAUCAUAUUCAUAGACGUUAUGAAGAACUGCUGCAGGACAACAGAAAAUUGAAAGAAGUGAUCGAACAAUUAGACAAGGACAAUUAAUAAUUAAAGCAAAUGUCAGGAGAAAAUUAUAAUCUAAAGCAGAAGUACAUGAUUAACCAAGCUGAACUAGAAGCAGCUCAAUAAGAAUUAGCAAAAUUGCGCUCUUAAUUGUUAAUGAGAAAUUCAUCAGAUGCUGAAUCAUCAAGUUUAGUUGCCAGAUACAAAUAAGACAUUUCGUCAUUAACUCAACAAUAAAUCAAAUCUUAAUAAGGUAUUCCAUAUCAGUUCUAAUCAUUUUAGAGAUUACUCAACUCAAUGCCUUGUUAGGAGAGCAGAGAAAGUAAGUAGAAGAGUAUUUGAGGGUAAAAAGCAAAUAUGAACAAGAUAUAUAGACUUAUAAAAAUAGGGCGUCUACAUUAGAAUUAGAAAUUAGAACUGUUAAGGAAUAGAGGAAUUCUACUACCUAAACAGAAAUUACGAGACUGAUGUAGGAAAUAGCCAGAUACCAAUCUGAGGCUUAAAUAAGAACAUCAGAUAAAGAACUUUAUGAGAGAACAAUUUAAACCUUAAAGGACAAAAUUAAAGAGAUGGAUAAUGAUAUUCAAAUAUUAAUAGAGGCACAUAACUAGAAUCAAUUUAAAUUGGAGUCAGCAAUGGCAGAAUCGAAAGGCAACAUGCAAUACGAGAUUGAUCAACUCAGAUAAGAGGUCAAUUUCUAUUAAACUUAAUGCAAACAAUGGCAGGAGAAAUGUCAAGUAUUUGAAUUACAAAAAGAAGAAAGUGAGAGGAGAAUCAUUUAAAUGGAAAUUCGAAUAAAUGAGACUAAAAAGCAAAUAGAACAACAAUAAAAUGAAAGAAUAUAAAGAGAUAGUUGGCAAGUUCAUACAAUAUAGAAUGAAUUAGAAAAUUGGAAAUAAAAAUAUAUAUAAUUAGAAAUUAAAACCAAGGAUAGUGAGAUUCACAGGUUAAGAGUCAAAUAAUUAGAAGAUCAGAACAAUCAAUUAAGAAUAGAAAAUGAACGUGUAAAGGAGGAAUUAGACAUUUUAGUCACUGAAUUCAAAUCAAUUCAAGAAUAAAAUAAUGGAUAUAGAUUGAGUAUUACAUAAUUAGAAAAAUAAAGUAAAAGUACUGUUGAAUUGGAUAAAUACAAAUUGUAAGUCAAUUAAUUGAAUUAAUAAAUCAACAAUCACAAGGUUGAAAUUAAAGAAUUAUAAGAAUAAAUCAUUUCGUAAUAAUAAGAAAAACGAAUUGAGAUUCAAUAGUAUGCUUAAUAUUAAUACGAAUCUGAAAAUCAUUAAAAGGAAAUUGAAAAGUUAAGAAGAGAAUUCAGAUAAAUUGAACAGUUGUAUAAUGAGAUGGAAGUCUAAGUAAAAUUAUGGAAAGAGAAAUUUUAUCAUGAAUAAUUACAACAUCAAGAAGCUAGAUAAUUGUUGAUUGAUAUUAAGACUUAAUAUGAAUCUCACACUUAUGUUCUAACUUAGACAGAAUAAGAUAAACAUCGAAUCCAGUAACUAGAGUUACAAUUAAUUGAAUUAUAAGAAGAAGUUCGUGUUCUACAAAUCAGAGAGGAAACCUAUAAGGAGUAAAUCUCAACUUACUCUGUAACGAUAGAGAAUAUCAAAUAGAAUCAAGAUCAAUCUAGAAAGGUUAAGUAAUUAGAAAUGGAUAUUGAGACUUUGAAGUCGAAGUGCAGAGAUUUAGAAAAAUAAUUAUUAGAUAAAAGAAAUGAAUUUAAUUUAUUAAAAAGUGAGUGGGAACUAGAUAAAUAAAGAAUUACAGAAUUAAAGGCUUCUAAUGAUGUACUUCUUAAAAGGAAGCCAGAGAUAGUUAAAGAAAUAAUUGAAACUCCUUCAAAAUAAGAAAAGUUAAAGAUAUAAGAAUUAGAGUCACAAAUAUCUCUAUUAAAAUUGCAAUGCCAAUAAGUAUCAGCAUCUAAACAGGAAGUCAUUAGAGAAACUAUUAGAGAAACAGUUUAAGUCAGAAGUCAAGAAGAUAUCAAAUUGAUUGCUAGUUUAGAGGAAGAAUUAUAAUUGUGGAAAACUAAAUACUAUGAAUUAGAUAGAAGAAAGAACUAAGUGGUUGUAGAAACUAUAAGAGAAGUGUAAUAAUCAGAAAGUGAUAAGUUGAGAAUCUAAGAACUAGAACAUUAGGUUAAACAAUCAUCAGCCAAAAAAUAAGAAAUUAUUCGAGAAUUUAUAACUUAGACUGUUGAAGUUCCUGUAGAAGCAGAUAAAAUAAGAAUCUAAUAGUUGGAAAUAUAAGUUAAUAACCUAAGAUAAGAAAACUAUUUAUUAAAUUAAAGAAAACAAGAAGUCAUAACACAACAAAUCACUGUUGAAGUACCAUCUCAGGCUGAUAAAUAAAUAAUCUAAUAAUUAGAAUCUGAAAUACUCAAAUUAAAGACAUAAUUGGAAUUUGUCUCUAAAAGUAAAUAGGAAGUAAUAAGAGAAAUCAUUACUGAAAGAGUUGAAGUCCCUUCAGAAUCUGACAAAUUAAAGAUCUCAUAAUUAUAGGCUUAGCUUUAGCGUCUACAAAAGGACUAUUAAUACUUAGAAUUGAAAAAAUAAGAAAUUAUCAAAGAAACCAUUACUGUUGAAGUUCCCUCUUAAGCUGAUAAAUCAAGAAUUUAACAAUUAGAAUCUUAAUUAUUGUAGAUUAAGAAUGAAUUACAAAUAGUUUCCUCAAAAAAAUAAGAAAAGAUCACUGAAUACAUAACAGAGAGAGUUGAAGUACCUUAAGAAUCUGAUAGAAUAAAAAUUUAAUAAUUGGAAAGUUAAUUGCAAAAAAUAUAAUAAGAUUAUUAUCUAUUGAAUUAAAAAAAGUAGGAGAUAAUCAAAGAAACUGUAACAGUAGAAGUUCCUCAACAAUAAGAUCAAUUAAGAAUAUAAUAACUUGAGUCAUUAGUAUUUCAAUUAAAGUAAAAUAUAUAAAUAAUUCAACAAUAAAAAUAAGAAGUGAUAAGAGAAACAAUAACAGAAACAAUUGAAGUCCCAUCAUAAAAGGAUAAGUUAAGAAUUCAAUAAUUAGAAGAGGAAUUACAAAGAUUAAGUUAGGAUUAUUAUUAACUUAAUUAAAAGAAAUAAUAAAUUAUUAAGGAAACAGUAACUGUAGAAGUGUCUUCAUAGGCAGACAAAUUUAGAAUAUAAUAAUUAGAAUCAUAAGUUUAGCAACUAAGGUCAGAAUUACAAGUAGUGUAAUAAUAGAAAUAGGAAGUAAUUAGGGAAAUAAUUACAGAGAGAGUGGAAGUACCUAUGGAAUCAGAUAAAAUUAGAAUAAGAUAAUUACAGGAUCAGUUUUCGUAGUUAUAAAGAGAUUAUAAUUAAUUGAAUUUGAAGAAAUAAGAAGUCAUAAGGGAAACUGUUACAGUAGAGGUGUCGUCAUAAGCAGACAAAUACAGAAUUUAAUAAUUGGAAUAGUCAUUGCAACAAAUGAAGAUGGAGUACUUAAAUUUACAAAAUAAUUAUGAGAUUGUAAGUAAGAAAAAGCAGGAGGUGAUAAAAGAAGUAAUUACUGAAAGGGUUGAGGUUUCAUCUCCCGCAGAUAAAUAAAGAAUUGCAUAAUUAGAAUCUUAAUUGAGUAAUUUGACCAUGGAGCUAUAAAUAAUAUCUAAAAAGAAAUAAGAGAUUAUACGCGAAGUGAUAACAGAAAGGGUUGAAGUUCCAAAGGAGUCUGAUAAAAGAAGAAUUAUUGAGUUAGAAUAAGACUUAAAUAAAUUAUAAUAAGAUUAUAUUUCAUUAAAUAAGAGUAAAUAAGAAGUAAUCAAAGAAACUUAUACAAUUGAAGUACCAUCUUAGGCUGAUAAAUUCAAAAUUUAAUAAUUAGAGAUGUAGCUUUCGUAAAUUAGAAGCGAAUAUUAGGUUUUAUAAUCUAGAAAAGCGGAGAUAGUUAGGGAGGUAGUAGAAGUCCCUGUUGAAUCUGAUCGAAUAAGAAUUAAAUAGUUAGAGUAAUAACUUAGUUCUUUACAAUAAGAUUACUUCUCCUUAAACUAAAAGAAAUAAGAAGUAAUCAAAGAAACAGUGACUAUUGAAGUGCCUUCAGAGGCUGAUUAAUAUCGUAUUAGGUAAUUGGAAUAGCAAUUAUCCACAUUAAGAGAUAAUCUUACUGUUAUUUAAAAAUAAAAGCAAGAGGUUCAAAUAAUAAAAGAAACAAUAUAAGUCAGUAAGCAAGAGGAUUUAUUUAAAAUCUAAAAUUUAGAAAGGUAGCUGCUUUAAAUGUAAAAUGAAGUUUAAAUUUAUGAAAAAUAAUUAAAAGAAUAUUAGAACUCCAGCCUUGAGUUAGAAUAAGAAAUAAAAAAUUUAAGGAUAUAACUUAGGACUACUUAAAAGUCUAAUUAGGAAUACUAAGAAUAACUAACUUCGAUCUAGAUAAAAAUAGAAGAAGGGCAAAAAUCAAAAUAAAUUCAAUUAUAAUAUGAGAGAAGGGAAUAGGAAUUUAUUGAAUAAAUUAAGUUGUUGGAAAGAAGAAAUGAGGAAUUUAGACAAGAAAGAGAAAGAUUUUCAGAAUAUGAAAGAAAAUUGAAUUAUUACAAGGAAGAGUAGUUAUAAAAUGAGAAACUAAUAGAAAGGCUUAAAUUAGAAGUAUAAACUUAAAAGAAGUAAUAUGAAGAAAGAAUAAGUAUUCAAGAAAGUUAAUUUAAGAAAGAGAUAACAAUUAUUUAAACUUAGUAAUAGAGUAACGUAAAUCAAGAGUUACAAUAUUUGGAGAUCUCUAAAAAUAGGGAAAUUAAAGAAUACAAAUAAUAAAUUGAACUAUUGUAGAAAGAAAAUUAAAAGAUAAUAGAUUCAAUGAGAUGUAAAAAUGAAGAGAAUGAAUAAUGGAAGAGGAAAUUUAUUGCAUUAUCCACUGAAGUUAGCACUACUUCUGGAGAAUUCGAAUCUAUAAAAAUGUAAUUAAAAUCAACUGAGUAAAGUAGAGAUACCAUAAAAGCUGAAUUAGAUAGAGUUAACAAGAUGUAUUUUUAAUGUUAAAAUGAAUUGACAUAAUAUAAAUCAAAAAAUAAUGAACUUGAACUCAAAAUAAGAUAAUUAAAUCGUGAAAAUCAAGACUAUUAAGACAGAUAUUAAUCGAUUGAUUUUGAAAAAUUAAAUCGAUUAGAAUUAGAAAUUAAAAGGAAAAUUGAAGUCAUUUAGCAAUUAUAAACUCAUAUCAGAAAUUUAGAAAAUGAAAAGAAAACUUCAAUAACUAAUGAAACAAAAGUUAGAGAAUUGCUAAAUUAGUUAUAAGAAAAAGAACUUGAAAUUGAAUCAUUGCAUGAGAUGGUUCAAGAAUUAUCAACAACAAUUAGACAAUUACGAAUGGAACAUGAAGCAAUUUUGGAGCAAUAAAGCAAACAAUAGAUUAUCAUAAGAGAAACAUAAAAGUAAAUUAUUUUUUGUAUCUAUAUAGUAAUUAAAAACUUGUUGAAUUAGAGACUAGAAUUGAAGGCUUGAAUGCAGAAAUUUAAAGGUAAAUGAUGCUCAAAGAUUAAAUUUAACUAAAACAUGAUAAAUUAAUUGAAAGAGUAUUAUAUAUAUUAAUGAUUAGGCUACAGAAUUUGAAUCAGAAAUUAAUAUGUUAAGGAAUGAACUCUCUAAAACCCAAAAAAGAUUAAGCUCAAAUAAUGCAAGCAAUACAUAUUUUGUUUCAAAAACCUUUGAAGUACAAAGAACAGGAGAUGUUGCGAAUAAUGCAACAGGAUUAGUUUCAGGUUUUAAUUUGGAGGACUCUAAAAAAAUUAAGUCAAUAGUGAACACAGUUUAACAUAGAUCUGAAGUCUCUAAUUACAAUUCAGCAGUUAAAGAAUCGUAAUAUUCUAAUAAAUCAUCUUCAUAAACUUAAUCAUUUAAUCCUCUUCGAUCAGAUGUAUAUUUUAUUUAUAUGAAGUAGAUAAUCAAACAAAAAGCCUAAUAUUUUCGAACUGAAGAGUACCAAAAUAUUUGA
This is a messenger RNA of Paramecium octaurelia, 6134 nucleotides long. NCBI's taxonomy places the organism in Eukaryota, Ciliophora, Oligohymenophorea, Peniculida, Parameciidae. The record is from the annotation of a GenBank genome assembly.